AUUCCGAAUCCGAUCCAAAUCCCGACUAAGAUCGCUUCGAAUUUCCUUCAGUUUGGGUCCGAGGAAGAUGGUCUUGAAAAAUACGCGAGUGGAUACACAGUCGAUGUCACCGAAGAAGUGGUCGCUUUCGUUAGGGAUAUCGCGAUGCAUCCAGAAACUUGGCUCGAUUUUCCCAUUCCCGAUAAUGAUGAUUUUGAUGCAUCCUUUUAUUGUUUUGAAAUAUCAUAUUUUGAUAUGUCUGAUGAGCAACAAGAACAUGCCUUAGCUGUUGAACGUCUUGCACCAAGAUUGGCUGCUCUUAGGAUUGAACUUUGCCCAGGAUAUAUGAGUGAAGGUUGCUUUUGGAAGAUCUAUUUUGUACUUCUGCUUCCUCGACUAAAUAAACAUGAUGCAGAACUACUCUCGACUCCCCAAAUAGUUGAAGCAAGAGCAGCGUUAAUGCAAGGGAUACAGCACCCAGCAAAGGCUAAGGCUGCAGAAGAUCAUCCUGAAAGUGGCACUUCAAAUAUAGAGGCUGAUUUACCACAUGCAGAGUCUCUUUCUGUGCCUUAUUCCGCUCAAUCUAAGUCAGUUCCAUUCAAGGAAGCUGAAACUGAGGUAGCCACUACUUCUGUGGCUGUUGAAAUUUCAACAGAAAAGCACCCACUUCAGAGUACUGAGGUGCAGGUCGUUGACAAGUCUAUCAUUGAGGAAGAGCCAAUAAAAGAAGCCAAACAUCAACAUUCAACAUCCGGCUCUUCUGUAGUUUCUAUUGAGAAAUAUGAAGAUGAUGGUGAUGACUGGUUAAAAGAGGAAACUUCGGAGGCAGUUGGUACAAGUGCUACCACAGUACCUCUUGAUAAUGAUGAGGAUGUUCCAUUCAGUGAUCUUGAGGAGGAGGAGGAUGUGCCAAUAAGUUACAGAUAGGUGAUAUCUGGUUCUGAUUCUUCAAUGAAAGACUCAAGAGAUUGGGUUCAGCUGGGCAGGAGCUCUACGGACUCGGUUAAAGAUGUUAACUGUGUUGGUAAUGAACAUUUUGGGUCUGAGCAGGAACGUACUCGAAACCCCAAAACCAAGGAAUCAAAUGACUGGCUUGAUAUUGAAGAAAUCAUGUGAACCAAUAAGCUUUGCGAUAUCUGUAUUCUAGUUUCGUCUUCCUUAUAAUCUUGUUAAUACCUUGUGUA
Hibiscus syriacus is the source of this 1163-nucleotide messenger RNA. RefSeq lists its product as uncharacterized. The annotation marks the transcript as partial. The transcript is spliced from 3 exons. The record is from RefSeq and is a predicted model, not a curated record. Lineage: Eukaryota; Viridiplantae; Streptophyta; Magnoliopsida; Malvales; Malvaceae.